This is a messenger RNA of Manacus vitellinus (golden-collared manakin), 547 nucleotides long. It is a transcript of the gene MANF, whose product is annotated as mesencephalic astrocyte derived neurotrophic factor. The transcript has 3 exons. The annotation marks the transcript as partial. The record is from RefSeq and is a predicted model, not a curated record. Gene Ontology annotation, cellular component: endoplasmic reticulum. NCBI's taxonomy places the organism in Eukaryota, Metazoa, Chordata, Aves, Passeriformes, Pipridae. Gene Ontology annotation, biological process: dopaminergic neuron differentiation; neuron projection development.
CAUCCACCUUCCCUUCCAGUGUGUGUCACGUUCCUGGGAAGGUUCUACCAGAGUUUAAAGGACAAUGACAUCGAAUUCACACCUUCCAGUAUUGAAAAGGAGCUCUUGAAAUCCUGCAAAGAAGCAAAAGGCAAAGAGAACCGCCUGUGCUAUUACAUUGGGGCUACAAGUGAUGCAGCCACCAAAAUCAUUAAUGAGGUGUCAAAGCCCAUGAGUCAUCACAUCCCCGUGGAAAAGAUCUGUGAGAAGCUAAAGAAGAAAGACAGUCAGAUCUGUGAACUAAAAUAUGACAAGCAGAUCGACCUGAGCACGGCUGACCUGCGCAAGCUGCGCGUCAAGGAGCUGCGGCGGAUCCUGGACGACUGGGGUGAGGUGUGCAAGGGCUGCGCAGAGAAGUCUGACUUCAUCCGCAGGAUCCACGAACUGAUGCCCAAGUACGCGCCGAGGGCAGCCGGCGCCCGGGCGGACCUGUGAGGGGCGACCCCGGGGCUGUGAGGGGCGACCCCGAGGUGACCACGGGGCUCUGAGGCGUCUUGGAGGGGCGAUC